Messenger RNA from Parnassius apollo (apollo), 354 nucleotides. The record is from the annotation of a GenBank genome assembly. NCBI's taxonomy places the organism in Eukaryota, Metazoa, Arthropoda, Insecta, Lepidoptera, Papilionidae.
AUGGCCUGCAACAGCACAGAUCUGACGUCUCUCCGUAUAGGCGACGACACCGUGUUUGAUGCGUCCGGGGACAUCAAUCGCAACAUGAAGGCCCAUAUAUCAGUGGCCUGGGAAAAAUGGCGCGAGGUGACGGGUGUCAUUUGUGACCUCAAAAUGACGGUAAAGCUGAAGGGACAGGUCUAUAAGACCAUCAUAAGGCCUGUCCUUACAUACGGCAGAGGCGUGGCCGGUGCUGGAGCGACACCGUCUGUUGUUGCAUGUCACGGAGAUGAACAUGCUGCGGUGGAUGUGUGGCGUCACGCGGAAAGACCAUGUACGGAAUACAUACAUCUGCGGCAGCCUCCAUGUCCGUGA